AUGGCAGAUCUUGCAAUUUCGACAGUCUUCUUUGAACAUCACCGCCAGGCCUUCGGUAUUGCCGAGACGAAGCCUCGCAUCACCUGGAGGUUCGAAGGCACCGUUUCUGAUUGGGAGCAAAGCGCCUACGACAUAGAAGUUGCGCGCAAUGGACGCAAGGUCGAUAAAACAGCUCUUUUCUCCUUCAACUCCUCCAACUCGCUCUACGUACCGUGGCCCGACGAGGAACUCGGAGAGUCAGAGGCUGCAACUGUACGUGUGCGCGCUCAUGGCAACGACGGGCUGUCAACUCCUUGGUCUGACUGGGUCAACGUGGAGACGGGACUCCUAACGGAGGAUAGUUGGGUUGGAGCGGUCCCGAUUACAGCCGACAUUUUUGAACAAUCUAACAACACCGCCAAACGGCCUUUAUACUUCCGUCGCGACUUCCAGAUCCCUCAGGGCGCUAUUGCUUCUGCAAGGCUAUAUAUCACAGGUCUUGGGAUCUACGAGGCUGAGAUCAACGGGAAGAGGGUUGGUGAUCUUGUUCUUGCGCCCGGGUGGCAGUCGUACAGCCACCGCCAAGUCUAUGAUUCAUACGAUGUGACAAGUCUUUUAACAGCUGGGAAGAACGCCAUCGGAGUGGUUGUAGGAGAAGGAUGGUUUCUCGGCCGGCUAGGACCAGAAAGUGUUAGAAACAAUUGGGGCGACUCAAUUGGACUUCUCAGCAAGCUUGUCAUUACCCUUGAAAAUGGUAAAAAUGUCACACUCGGCACUGACAUGGACUGGCGGGCGAGCGGAGGACCUGUCGUCUCGGGCGAAAUCUAUGAUGGCGAGACCUACGACGCUAGACUCGCAAAGCAAAUUCGGGGAUGGUCAACGACAGCCUUCAACACAAAGGGAAAGACAUGGGGUAGGGUUCGCACGCUGCCACCUCUCAAGGGGAAGCUCACUCCACCUGACCAACCUGGCAUCCGAAGGAUAGAGGAAAAGGAACCCCAGCGGAUGUUCAGGUCCCCGUCGGGAAAGACAAUUAUUGAUUUCGGACAAAACCUCGUAGGCUGGCUCCGGGUUCAGGUCGAUGGGCCAGCUAAUACGAACAUCACGUUUCAUCACGCAGAGGUAUUGGUGGAUGGCGAGCUAGCCCUGAAACCACUACGUACAGCAAAAGCAACCGACACCAUCAUACUCGCUGGCGAUGGUCCGAUUACUUGGGAGCCCAAGUUCACCUUCCAUGGCUUCAGGUACGUCCAGGUCGACGGCUGGCCCAAGAACAGGGCACUGAGGGGAUCCAUCAAGGCUGUCGUGGUACACACAGAUCUGGAGGAGACGGGCUGGUUCGAGUGUUCCAACCAUGCCCUGAACCAACUACACUCUAAUGUUCGCUGGUCUAUGAAAGGGAAUUUCAUAUCCAUUCCGAUGGACUGCCCCCAAAGAGAUGAGCGUCUUGGGUGGACAGGUGAUGCACAUCUCUUCGGACCCACCGCAAAUUACCUCUACAACACUGCUGGAUUCUGGCGAGGAUGGCACAGGGAUCUCGCGAGCGAGGCGGCUUCAGACGGUAGCAUGGUACCUCGAUGGUACACGCCAAUGCUUCAAGGGCCAACUAAUCAGCCUAUUGCAACUGCUGUUUGGGGUGAUGUAGCUGUAGGUAAUCCUUGGAACAUUUACCAAUCCUUUGGUGAUAGGGGUCUUCUUCAAGAACAUCUUGCCCAAGGUGUCGGAUGGCUGGAUAAAGGCAUCCCUCGAAAUGAAGCUGGACUUUGGAAUCGCCUGACCUUCCAGUACGGUGACUGGCUCGACCCAAAGUCUCCCCCUGACGACCCUGGAAAUGCCACAACUCACAAGUUUCUGGUUGCAGAUGCCUACUUGGUACGUAUGACGGAGGUUAUGUCUGAGAUCACUGCUUCGCUCGGACAAACAGCUCUAUCGGAGAAAUACGCAAGUCAGCAUAAGUCCUUAAAGGCCCAGUUCCAAAAGGCCUGGAUGAAUGUUGAAGGGGCGCUGGCAAACCGUACGCAAACGGCUUACUCUCUCGCCAUCUCAUUCGGGCUGUUGGAAGACGACAAGAUACUCACUGUAGCCAAAACACUGCAUGACAUCGUAGCAGCCAACGAUUACCUCAUUGGAACGGGCUUUGCAGGCACACCAGCUCUCAGCGACGCAUUGAGAUCCACUAAUGCAACGGAAGACUUUUAUCGCAUCCUCCUCCAAACAAAGGUUCCCUCUUGGCUGUACCAAGUUGACAUGGGUGCUACCACGAUCUGGGAGCGUUGGGAUAGCAUGCUUCCGGAUAGGCAAAUGAACCCUGCAGAGAUGACAAGCUUCAAUCAUUACGCGUAUGGUUCCGUUGCGCAAUUCUUGCAUGAGACUGUUGGUGGAUUAGCCCCAAACAAAGACAGCCCGGGCUACAAAACUAUUGUGGUCGCACCUAUCCCAGGUGGUGGAAUCACAUCAGCUCAUGCUAAACAUCUGGGACCUUAUGGAAUGGUGGAAGUUAGCUGGUCUGUAAAGAAAGCUAAAGGGUUUAAUCUGCAAGUUAAGGUGCCGCCUAACUCGAGGGCAAGAGUAAAGAUGCCUAGUUCUAAGAAUCUUAUUACAUCAUAUUAA
This is a messenger RNA of Fusarium graminearum PH-1, 2589 nucleotides long. RefSeq lists its product as uncharacterized. Lineage: Eukaryota; Fungi; Ascomycota; Sordariomycetes; Hypocreales; Nectriaceae. The transcript is spliced from 2 exons. Gene Ontology annotation, biological process: carbohydrate metabolic process. The record is from RefSeq and is a predicted model, not a curated record. The coding region runs from base 1 to 2589 and encodes 862 amino acids.